ACUACGUAUACGUCGUAGUUGGCCGAAGUAUGCGGUGCCUUGCCAAACUACGUCGUAGUUUGUUGACGUACGUCAUCGUUGAGUUUAGACGCGUCCGGGUAUCGUCGUCCGGAUAUUGUGAAGUGGUGACGUUCGCCAGGAUCGGACGCAAGCUGACAAGAAUGGUUCUCUUCAAAUCUGUGUGAAUCUUCAUGACUUCAUGAGCACGUGAUGGCCAGUGCUCGGUUGUAUACUGUGUUUACAAUGCUAACUGCUGCUGUGGUUAUCCUAACGACGUGGAUGUUUCCCUACGAACGAUUUAUGAUCUGGGACCAGUACUCUUCAGAUCAUCAGGACAUCCUAAAUCCGAUGGUGUCCAAACUUCGCCUCAUCCAGCCACCAGUUGAACGUUGCCUCCUCAACCAGUCUCUCCUCUUCGACCAGACCACGUACCCAACCUACACGGAGGUGGUCGUCUUAAACAGGGACCGCCUGUAUCGCCAAGGAGACGUCCUUACCGUCAAGGUGGUGGCAAGAGACAAGAAAAGAAGACUGAAGACGUACGGAGGAGACUUUUUCCGUGCCAGACUGGUCAGCAGUGACCGUUCGCUACAGGCCAGUGGUGCCGGUCACGUCACUGACCACUGUAACGGUAACUAUACCGUGCAGUUCCAACUCUAUUGGGUUGGGAACGUUUCGAUAAAGAUCCAGCUUGUCCAUCCAAGCGAGGCAGUUAAGAUUCUACAGAGCGUGGGACAUGUUCCGAACAAGAGAGGCUUCCAAUGCAUCUUCGGCAACCUGGAGACCAAAGACCAUUAUACACAGCAAUGCUUCAGCUCUAACAACCCCAGCCUACCACCCCACCGAAAGUGCGAUUUCUCAAAACCUGAGGCAAACGGAACCUGGAUUUGUGAGAAACCGGAGAAACUACCGUGUUCCGCCAUCACAAAGUGUCGAUGGAACCCAGAUAUAAGCAGGGUACGCGCACUUGUGUCUCAAGAGGAAAUGAAACUUUUCCAAAAGCCAUAUCUUGAGACAGAACUUGAAGUAAAUCCCAAGCAGCCCAUACGAGUCCUCGAGACAGACCUACCCACACCAGAACACCUUCCAGCGUGUACCGGGAACACGCGUGAGUCCGGAGCUUCGCUGGGACACUGGUCAGGCAAGGUGUGGAAGUCAGCGGUCUGUAAUGUCCGAGUCUUCAAUAAGGAGGAGAUCCAGCGGUGCCUAGCUAACAAGACCGUGUACUUGCAAGGUGACUCUACCAUUAGACAAUGGAGCGAGCAUUUGCAGAAUGUAGUGCCACUAUACAGCGAUAAUAGAACCACGAAUUCACCAGUUUUUCGAGUAGGAAACAACAACCAGUGGAACACCUCUGUUCGCUACCGUUUCCACAACGUUCCCGUUCAAGUAAAAGCUUGGUUUAAUUUUCAAGACUUCCGCUACAUUGUUGAUGAGAUAGACGCCACUCAUGGAGGCCCAAACACCGUCAUAGUCCUAAGUCUGUGGGCUCACUUUACGGCUGAGCCGUUGGACGUGCUUCGAUCUCGUCUGUACGCCAUACGGGGCGCCAUACACCGUCUCCUUCCCAGGAGUCCCGGCACGCGAGUUUUCGUGAGAACUGGAACAACGCGAUAA
This is a messenger RNA of Branchiostoma floridae (Florida lancelet), 1617 nucleotides long. Its product is annotated as NXPE family member 3-like. The transcript has 7 exons. The coding region runs from base 211 to 1617 and encodes 468 amino acids. The record is from RefSeq and is a predicted model, not a curated record. NCBI's taxonomy places the organism in Eukaryota, Metazoa, Chordata, Leptocardii, Amphioxiformes, Branchiostomatidae.